Molecule: messenger RNA, 2426 nt
Organism: Plodia interpunctella (Indianmeal moth)
Lineage: Eukaryota; Metazoa; Arthropoda; Insecta; Lepidoptera; Pyralidae
Product: serine hydrolase-like protein
Exons: 6
Coding region: 208-1161 (317 amino acids)
Molecular function (GO): hydrolase activity
Source: RefSeq, a predicted model, not a curated record
UGAGUCGUGUGCUUGUGUUCUCGUGGUUGCGAACGAAUUGUGAACUUAAAAACAUUAGUGUGGACGUGAAAAUAUUUGAUUUCUGUUUUUUUGUCGCGUUGGCAGCAUAUAAUAAAAUAUCGUGUUAAAUUCAAAAUGUGAAAACUGUGGCUUAAUUACAAGUUGAAUGUAUCAGUUAAUAAGUUUUUAAAAAAAUAGGUGAAUAAAAUGAGGCUCACUGGAGUUUUGAGAAAUGUCGUAUCGAAUACUCUGACACAUCGAUUAGAAAAAGAAAUUGUCAUAAAGGCGCCAUGGGGUAAUAUAGCAGCGCUUACGUGGGGUGAUCCAGCGAAACCACCUGUAUGCCUGGUCCAAGGGAAACUAGACGCAUGUUCAUCAUUCCGUCCUCUAGUGUCACUACUACCUGAUGAUUAUUUCUAUGUAUCUAUAGAUCUGCCUGGUAAUGGUCUUUCAGACCAUCUGCCUAAGGGUAUCAGAUACACUGCAGUGGAUUUAGUACCUAGUAUAGUUGAAGUUAAGAAUCAUUUCAAAUGGGACAAGUUCGCGUUCGUAGGCCAUUCCCUAGGAGUUCUUGUUGGCAAAUAUUUUAUUCUAGCGUAUCCUGGGCAAAUUACAAAAGCGGUAGAAUUGGACCCUAUGCCUGCGUACUUCUCCUGGGAAGUCAACCAAAUUAGCGUAUGGUACAAGCUGAAUUAUGAACGGUACUACGGGGAGCAAUACCUUAAGUGGAACAGUGGGAAGGAAACUGCCCCGAAAUACACAUUCGAAGAAAUACAAGAAAGGAUGAUGAGAGCCCGAGGUCUAUCGAAGGAAGCCACUGCUCAUAUUCUCGAGCGAUCUUUGGAGCCGGCUGGAGAUGGACUUUACAGAAUAACGUACGACCAACGCAUGAAGUUUGUCACCACGCCACAACUUUCAGCUUCAAAUCUUCAACAACUGUACACAAGUAUCAGAUCACCAACAUUCGUCAUCCUUGCUCGAAAUACUAUAGAUGGUGGUUUUUAUGACAAAGCACCCUUCUUACAAGACCCUAAAUCCUGGCCACACAAUAAUUACAAGUACAUGAUUGUAGAUGGCAGCCACGAUAUUCACGUAGAAAAUCCAGAAUGUGUGGUCAAUGAGAUCAGCCAGUUUUUGAAAUUUGGCUUGGCAAAUUCUUGAUGUUUUUAGCAUUUUUAGAAGAAUUCAUGAGAAAUACGUCGCAAACAAAAGACUUAUGCUAUGGGAUCCCAAAUUUCUGUUUGUCUUGAAGAGGCCUGGAAACAAUGUUAUUUUUAACAUACAGAGUGAAUUUUGUAUUUAUAACCAAACUAGCUUAAUGUAUAAAUAUAAAAUGUGAUGUGACAUAAAAACCCGAUCAGUUUUACUUCAAAUCAUCCUUAGAUCAGAGUGGGAUUAAGGGGGAAACUUUGCCAGUAAUUCUUCCGUAAAAUUGGCUGGUUAUCGACCAACGUCUUUCGAAAGUCUUCAAAGUUUUUUGUGACCCAAGUUGGCACCAACUAAAGUAGGUACUUACCUACUAUAGAUAUAAAUUCUAAUCAAAGUGAUACGAACGCUGUUUUUAGAAAUUGAUGAGUGGCUUCGUAAUACUUUAGUGAGCCAGCAAACUAAAAUAUUGGUAUCAUGAAGAAGAAAUUCGAUAAAAAUUAUAUGUGUAAAUUUCUAACGUACUUAUACGUAUAUUUGAAAAUUUGUACCUAAUUUUCUUGAUCCCCUUUGCUAUACACAUCCGUAAUAGGCACCUAUUUUACCAAUCGUUCAAGUCCAACAAUAUAAAAAAAAACAUCAAAGAAAAACAAAUAACUCAAAUAAGAUAUAUUCAGGACAAUCCAAAUACCUAUACCCACAAACUGCUAACGAUAACAAAAAACGCGCCUUCUGCGAACUAUGAUUCAAUUCCACAAAACCCAAGUUGUCGUUCCAAAUAUUAACUACCAUUUAUUACAACCCUUUGGGUUAGGUCCUUGCUCGGUAGACACGCCAUUUUGUGGCUUCAAGUUUUAGUGGUCAGUUAGUGGGAGUAUGAGUAACCAUAACUAAUAUAUUUUAUGGCCAACAAAAGAUAUAUAAUACUUAAUAUCAAAAAUUUGGCAAUGGCUUAACUGUUGAUUAUAGUUUGAAUGAAGUAUUUAUACCUCGUAAUAUGAACAAAAUGAACCCAAUCAUAAGGGAGGAUAACAACAACAGUCGUGUAAAAAGUAUCGCGUCUGCACAGCGCUGGGAUCACACGGUUGAACUUUAUCAUAAUAUAGCAUUCAUUCAGCAAUAUCCAAGCCAUUAUAUCAAGCGAGUUUAUCUCGCCGCGAACCCAUUUCGGGGGGGGGUCGAUGUUUAAAUAAAUUCUGCCGAUUUUAGUUCGAUUUUGCAUCUUUAUUUGGAUUUCUAUGAUUGAAGAUAUUUUAUGAUCGUAUUUAUCAUCUCAUGAG